Molecule: messenger RNA, 2970 nt
Organism: Gavia stellata (red-throated loon)
Lineage: Eukaryota; Metazoa; Chordata; Aves; Gaviiformes; Gaviidae
Gene: KCNH5
Product: potassium voltage-gated channel subfamily H member 5
Exons: 11
Coding region: 1-2970 (989 amino acids)
Biological process (GO): regulation of membrane potential; potassium ion transmembrane transport
Cellular component (GO): membrane
Molecular function (GO): voltage-gated potassium channel activity
Source: RefSeq, a predicted model, not a curated record
AUGCCGGGGGGCAAGAGAGGGCUGGUGGCACCGCAGAACACCUUCCUGGAGAACAUUGUCCGGCGCUCAAGCGAAUCCAGUUUUUUGCUGGGAAAUGCCCAGAUUGUGGACUGGCCCGUAGUUUAUAGUAAUGACGGUUUUUGUAAACUCUCUGGAUAUCAUCGAGCUGACGUCAUGCAGAAGAGUAGCACGUGCAGUUUUAUGUAUGGUGAACUGACAGACAAGAAGACCAUUGAAAAAGUCAGACAGACUUUCGACAACUAUGAGUCAAACUGCUUUGAAAUUCUCCUCUACAAGAAAAACAGAACCCCAGUUUGGUUCUACAUGCAAAUUGCACCUAUAAGAAAUGAGCAUGAAAAAGUGGUUUUGUUCUUGUGCACUUUUAAGGAUAUCACUUUGUUCAAACAACCAAUUGAAGAUGAUUCAACAAAAGGUUGGACAAAGUUCGCUCGGUUGACGCGGGCCCUGACGAACAGCCGGAGCGUACUGCAGCAGCUGACGCCGAUGAACAAGGCCGAGGUGGUGCACAAACACUCCCGGUUAGCCGAAGUGCUCCAGCUGGGAUCUGAUAUUCUUCCUCAGUACAAGCAAGAAGCUCCAAAGACUCCACCACACAUUAUACUACAUUAUUGUGCUUUUAAGACCACUUGGGACUGGGUCAUCUUAAUACUAACCUUCUACACAGCAAUUAUGGUUCCAUAUAAUGUCUCCUUCAAGACAAAACAGAAUAACAUUGCCUGGCUCGUGCUGGACAGUGUCGUGGACGUUAUUUUUCUGGUUGACAUUGUUUUGAACUUUCAUACAACCUUUGUUGGCCCUGGUGGAGAGGUUAUAUCUGAUCCCAAACUCAUAAGGAUGAACUACCUGAAAACGUGGUUUGUGAUUGAUCUUCUGUCCUGUUUACCGUAUGACAUCAUCAAUGCCUUUGAGAAUGUGGAUGAGGGUAUCAGUAGCCUCUUCAGUUCCUUAAAAGUGGUGCGUCUUCUACGACUCGGUCGAGUUGCCAGGAAGUUGGACCAUUAUCUGGAAUAUGGUGCUGCUGUACUGGUACUGUUGGUGUGUGUAUUUGGACUGGUGGCCCACUGGCUAGCCUGCAUAUGGUACAGCAUCGGGGACUACGAAGUUAUAGAUGAAGUCACUAAUACAAUCAAAACAGAUAGCUGGCUCUACCAAUUGGCACUGAGUAUUGGGACACCAUAUCGAUACAACACCACUGGCUCAGGGCAGUGGGAAGGAGGACCCAGUAAAGACUCCUUGUACAUAUCCUCUCUCUACUUUACCAUGACAAGCCUUACAACGAUAGGAUUUGGAAACAUAGCACCAACCACUGAUGGAGAGAAGAUUUUUUCGGUGGCUAUGAUGAUGGUUGGCUCUCUUCUUUAUGCAACUAUUUUUGGAAACGUCACCACCAUUUUCCAGCAAAUGUAUGCCAACACCAACCGAUACCAUGAGAUGCUGAACAAUGUGAGGGAUUUCCUAAAAUUAUAUCAAGUCCCAAAAGGCCUUAGUGAAAGAGUCAUGGAUUAUAUUGUCUCAACCUGGUCCAUGUCUAAAGGAAUUGACACAGAGAAGGUUCUCUCAAUUUGCCCAAAGGACAUGAGAGCAGAUAUUUGCGUGCACCUAAACCGGAAAGUUUUUAACGAGCACCCUGCCUUCCGGCUGGCCAGCGACGGCUGCCUGCGAGCCCUGGCUGUGGAGUUUCAGACGAUCCAUUGCGCCCCGGGGGACCUCAUCUAUCAUGCUGGGGAAAGCGUUGAUGCUCUUUGCUUCGUGGUGUCAGGAUCCCUAGAAGUCAUCCAGGACGACGAGGUGGUGGCUAUUUUAGGUAAAGGUGAUGUGUUUGGUGAUAUCUUCUGGAAGGAAACCAGUCUGGCCCAUGCAUGUGCCAAUGUACGGGCUCUGACAUACUGCGAUUUACAUAUUAUAAAACGAGAAGCCUUGCUUAAAGUGUUGGACUUUUAUACUGCUUUUGCAAACUCAUUCUCAAGGAAUCUCACGCUCACCUGCAAUUUGAGGAAACGGAUCAUCUUCCGGAAGAUCAGCGAUGUCAAGAAGGAAGAAGAGGAGCGCCUGCGCCAGAAGAAUGAGGUGACACUGAGCAUCCCUGUGGACCACCCCGUGCGGAAACUCUUCCAGAAAUUCAAACAGCAAAAGGAGAUGCGUAAUCAAGGCUCAACCCACAUUGACCCGGAAAGGAACCAGCUUCAGGUGGAAAGCCGGAGCAUGCAGAAUGGGGCCUCCAUCACAGGCACCAGUGUGGUCACUGUGUCUCAGAUCACCCCCAUCCAGACAUCCCUGGCGUACAUGAAAACCAGUGAGGCCGUGAAGCAGAACAACAGGGAUGCGAUGGAGCUCAAGCCAAAUGGAAAUGGAGACCAAAAAUGUCUCAAAGUGAACAGUCCCAUGCGGAUGAAAAACGGGAACGGGAAAGGGUGGCUUCGACUGAAGAACACGAUGGGGACCCACGAGGAGAAGAAGGAGGACUGGAACAACGUCACGAAGGCUGAGUCCAUGGGAUUGCUGUCCGAUGACCCCAAGUGCAAUGACUCGGAGAACAGUGUAAAUAAAAACCCACUGAGGAAAACAGACUCUUGUGACAGUGGAAUAACAAAAAGUGACCUUCGCUUGGAUAAAGCUGGUGAGACUCGCAGCCCCCUGGAGCACAGCCCCAUUCAGGCUGAUGCUAGGCAUCCUUUCUACCCUAUUCCUGAGCAGGCCUUACAAACCACGCUGCAGGAAGUCAAGCACGAACUCAAAGAAGAUAUCCAGCUGCUAAGCAGUAGGAUGGCUGCCCUUGAGAAGCAGGUGGCAGAAAUUUUAAAAAUAUUGUCUGAAAAGAACGUACCCCAGAUCUCUUCCCCCAAGUCUCAUUUGUCACCCCAGCGGCCCCCCCAGAUACCCUGUCAGGAUAUUUUUAGUGUUUCAAGGCCUGCAUCACCUGAAUCAGAAAAAGAUGAAAUCCACUUUUAG